Molecule: messenger RNA, 834 nt
Organism: Eremomyces bilateralis CBS 781.70
Lineage: Eukaryota; Fungi; Ascomycota; Dothideomycetes; Eremomycetales; Eremomycetaceae
Exons: 1
Coding region: 89-490 (133 amino acids)
Source: RefSeq, a predicted model, not a curated record
AUAUAAAACAUGCUGAUUGCUGGAUACUGGGUUGCUGGUGGAAUACGGGACUCUAGUGGCUGAAGGGGGUCCCAAUAUCAAAUCGCUCAUGCAAGUUGCGGAUGGCGCCAACUUCCUGCCCGCUACUAACCAAUCUCAUCCGACGAUCGCCCUGUUCCCUCACACUGUCACACACCAUUCAGGCACUCGCCAGCCAACACCACCUCACAGCGCAACUGUUCCUGGUGAAUAUCGUUUCAAUGGCUUUCUCGGUUCUCCAUUCUUGGAAAACACGCCAUACUGUGACGCUGCAAUGAUGAUAAGAUUUAAAUCCUGUGCCGCAGCAGGGAAGAAUGGUGAUUCUAUGUACACUUGCCUCUUGGGCUUAGCCCUUGGGUGGCUGACACUGGCUGUUUGGCCAUCUUUAACUGACUCGAUGUUAGCCGGGCGGUCUAGAUUCAUGAACAUUUCCCUCGGCCAAAUAUCUCUCCAUGAAGAGCCUCAACAAUAAUGAAAUCCACUCUCGGAGUUAUGGUUCGUCCACGUUGCAGACCCAUUGUCUCAUGUUGUCGACUAUCUCAGAUAUUCGGGCUUCUUAUGAGUUAUGACAGGUCACCGACGUUUGGAAAUCGCAGAUCUGCAUGCUCCUCUAAGAAACCCAUCCACGACUUGAGAAACUUGCUGCCUCUGCGAAUCCAUUAGCAUUGUAUGCAUCGGUCGAGUUUCCCACUUUGGUGCUUUGAAGCGAUUGCCAUGCAAGGUACCGUCCAGCGUGGUUCGCAAUGGGCCGAGUGAACUUACUUUUGCACCGUUUCUGAGUCGCCAACAACACAAAGAUGUCGCUUUGCUCGUGUC